UCCGGCCCCCUCUCGGACCCCUUCCAGGCCCCAGGGGUCUCCACCCCAGCCUAACUCCAGGGCCCCAAAGAGGGGAGGGGCUGUGAUCCUGGGUCUGGAAGGGGCUGAGCUGUGAGCUAUAAAGGGGGCAUCUCUCAGCACUGGGGCACUCUAGGCAGCGUGACCUGAGGCCAGACAGGACUACUCCAUGUACCAUCCACGAGAGUUGUACCCCUCCCUGGGGACCGGCUACCGCCUAGGGCCUCCCCAGCCCGGAGCAGAUUCCAGCUUCCCGCCUGCCCUGGCAGAGGGCUACCGCUACCCCGAUCUGGACACGCCCAAACUGGAUUGCUUCCUCUCCGGGAUUGAGGCUGCUCCCCGAACUCUGGCUGCUCCCCCACCUCUACCCCCGCUGCCCCCAACCCUGGGCACUGAGCCGCCCCCUCCAGCCCCAGAGGGCCUUCAUCCACUCCCUGGAGUCAGCCUGAGCCUGGAGAACCGGGAGUUGUGGAAAGAGUUCAACUCCGUGGGAACAGAGAUGAUCAUCACCAAAGCUGGGAGGCGCAUGUUCCCUGCUUGCCGAGUAUCAGUCACUGGCCUGGACCCCGAGGCCCGCUACCUGUUUCUUCUGGAUGUGGUUCCGGUGGAUGGGGCUCGCUACCGCUGGCAGGGCCGGCGCUGGGAGCCCAGCGGCAAGGCAGAGCCCCGCCUGCCUGACCGCGUUUACAUUCAUCCUGACUCCCCUGCCACCGGUGCCCACUGGAUGCGGCAGCCUGUGUCUUUCCAUCGUGUCAAGCUCACCAACAGCACACUGGACCCCCAUGGCCACCUGAUCUUGCACUCCAUGCAUAAGUAUCAGCCCCGCAUACACCUGGUGCGGGCCGCCCAGCUUUGCAGCCAACACUGGGGGGGCGUUGCCUCCUUCCGCUUCCCCGAGACCAUGUUCAUCUCCGUGACAGCCUACCAGAACCCACGGAUCACACAACUGAAGAUUGCAGCCAACCCCUUUGCCAAGGGCUUCCGGGAGAAUGGCAGAAACUGUAAGAGGGAGCGAGACGCCCGUGUGAAGAGGAAACUGCGGGGCCCAGAGCCAGUAGCCACAGCGACCUACGGGAGUGGAGAUGCACCAGGUGGUCCCUGUGAUUCCACACUGGGUGGGGACGUUCGUGAGUCAGAUCCAGAGCAGGCCCCAGCGCCCGGGGAAGCUGCCCCAGCCCCAGCUCCUCCCUGUGGUGGCCCCAGUGCUGAGGCCUACCUUCUGCACCCUGCAGCUUUCCAUGGGGCCCCUGGUCACCUUCCAACCAGGAACCCCAGCUUCCCCGAGGCUCCAGACUCUGGGCGCCCAGCCCCCUACUCAGCCGCCUUCCUGGAGCUGCAGCCCGGGCCAGCAGGCUCAGGAUACCCAGCAGCGGCACCCUCAGCGUCCUUUGCCUCGCACUUCCUCCAAGGGGGCCCCUUCCCUCUGCCCUACCCUGGGCCUGGGGCUUACCUGGAUGUGGGCUCCAAACCAAUGUACUGAGCCUUUGCUAAGCCCCUCUGCCUCCCUCCUCGUCUUCCAUCACAAACCUCCAGUUCCCCUCCCCCAGGCCUGUUGCCCCCUCACUUCCACUGGCCCCAUCCCCCACACCAAAUGGCUGCCUCGGGCCUCCCCCACCCCACUUCACACUUUGAUUUCACUCCCACCCCCCUCUGGCUUCAAAGCUCUGGCUAAGCCGCUGGGAGUCCAGCUGGGGCCAGCUUCCCCUUCCCGGCUCUCACCUCAGUGUGAAUGGAGGGAGGCUCUGCCUGGCCAAAUGGGACCUGGGACCAGCACUCCCACCUCCCAGCCUCACCCUUGGGCCCGGCAAGUUCUACCCCGUCGCCCCGUGCAAGCCACGCCAGUCUC
Balaenoptera ricei (Rice's whale) is the source of this 1864-nucleotide messenger RNA. It is a transcript of the gene TBX6, whose product is annotated as T-box transcription factor 6. Gene Ontology annotation, molecular function: DNA-binding transcription factor activity, RNA polymerase II-specific; RNA polymerase II cis-regulatory region sequence-specific DNA binding. NCBI's taxonomy places the organism in Eukaryota, Metazoa, Chordata, Mammalia, Artiodactyla, Balaenopteridae. The record is from RefSeq and is a predicted model, not a curated record. Gene Ontology annotation, biological process: positive regulation of DNA-templated transcription; vasculogenesis; heart looping. Bases 188 to 1498 code for a protein of 436 amino acids. The transcript has 8 exons. Gene Ontology annotation, cellular component: nucleus.